CGGCCCAUCCCGAUUGUCCGUCCCCUCGGUCGGGCAGAGCGGCGAGGUUGGGGCGCGCCGAGACGACGGUUGGACGGCGGCAGGAUUCCGGCGACCGGCUCAACGACCCGCUGCUUCCUGUUCGGAAUCUGCUCCGCCAGCCGAAGCACCCGGGGUUCUCCCUCAACCUCACCAUGGCGUCCACCUCCUCUCCCCACCGGAAGUUGCUCCACUCCCUGGUGUACUGGGCGGUGCAGCGCUGCCGGAUGUCGGAGUCGCCGUGCCGGCUCACGGUCUCCCUCAAGCGCCCCGCCGAACUCGCUAGCUCCUCGCCGCUGCGCGUCUCCGUUUCGGACACUGGGGUGGGGAGCAAACUGGAGGAGUUCCUGGAGCUAGACGCCCUGGCGCGUGAGACUCCCGUGGAGAAAUGGGAUGGCACACUCUUAAUCACAACUACUGGAAUCAAUGAUGAAGCCAUUUAUCGUUAUCAAAUUAAUCUUCAAGAAGAGAUAUCAAGUGCAAGAUUCAGCAAGCUGGCUACCACAUACAAAAAUAAUGCACGAUUCAGUGGAACUGAAGUCUGCCUUUGUCUCUCAAAUGAUGCUGACGUUGAUGAUUUUAUAUUAUGGUUGGUUGGCUUCUUCAGAAAGAUACAAGUCAUAAGAGCAGCAAAUUUAGCAUGUGAGCUCUUUGUUGAGCAAACAGGCAAUGCUGAUUCCAGAAAUGCCUGUCUAACACAAGAUUCUGAUGAUGUGCAUCAUUCUGUUACGGCAUCAAGUAUUGACCAGCUAGUUUCUGGUCUUAAAGACUACACACUCUUCCAUGGAAACCCUUGCGACAAGUGUGGUGCGUGCUUAUUGAAUAGAGAUCUUCUAAAGAUUGGAACUGGAGCAGCAAACCAUGUAGACAGAAGAAAAUCUAAAGGACUGCAUGUUGAAGUAGUCAUAGUGAUUGCACACACUGCAUCUGAUUUGACUUGUUGUAUGGUAAAUUGCCCGGCCACACAGGUUUUGUACUAUGAAGAUUUUGUACCUUGUCAGAUAUCGCAGUCCUCUUUUGAUAUGUUGAUGAGCACAGAUUGGCAAAGGUAUGGUUUCAAGUUAAAAGGAGGUUUGAUGGGUGAUGAAGGAAAUGCUGUUCUUGAGUGGGAUAACAUGACAUUUGCUCGUAUUGAUAUUGCCAUUCACACUUACCAUGAAUGUGCUAUGCAAGAACAGCAGGGAUCUCAACAAGACAGAUACCUUGUGAGGAAGGCACUCAAAUCUGCUCUCUCUCACUUGAAAGCAGAUCAUGCAGGAGAUUUUCUUAGUUGCCACGGCCAGAGGGUUCGUGAAUACGUUCCUGACCUUGCAGAAUCAAUUGCUGGGCUGAUCUUGUCAUCCACCGAUGAGGAGUUCCAAGACGAAUGCAUUGCACUUCUUGGGCUAGUUGGGCUAGGCUCGGAACGGGACAUCUCGGAAAGAGCAGUUCAAUCGUCAAUCUCUGAAAAGAUGAUCCGUAUCAUAGAGAUGAAUGACACCAAGGAGAAUGCAGAGGACAACGUGCCUUAUCUGUUCGAAUGCGAGAAGCUGGAAGAAGAUAGCGAGCUGGACGAAGAAGAUGGAGAUGAAGACAUGGCUUUCGGUUUCUAGUAUUGUUUCAGUAUAGCCCACACUCCAGUAAAUCCGCUCGCUGAACUAGAGGUUGUUUAAGUAGGAGUUAACGCGGCUGCUACGUCAAUAUUUAGAAAAUGUAAAUGCAGAAAUUGGAUGAUUAAACGGAAUAUAAUUGCAGCCUUUGCAGAAUUUUUGUAUUUUAAUUAAACUAAUAAUGUUGGUGCUUUUUUUAAGAAA
This is a messenger RNA of Sorghum bicolor (sorghum), 1811 nucleotides long. RefSeq names its product type 2 DNA topoisomerase 6 subunit B-like. Gene Ontology annotation, biological process: reciprocal meiotic recombination; meiotic DNA double-strand break formation. Gene Ontology annotation, cellular component: condensed chromosome. The record is from RefSeq and is a predicted model, not a curated record. NCBI's taxonomy places the organism in Eukaryota, Viridiplantae, Streptophyta, Magnoliopsida, Poales, Poaceae. The transcript is spliced from 12 exons. The coding region runs from base 174 to 1610 and encodes 478 amino acids. Gene Ontology annotation, molecular function: protein-macromolecule adaptor activity.